Messenger RNA from Ostertagia ostertagi, 387 nucleotides. Lineage: Eukaryota; Metazoa; Nematoda; Chromadorea; Rhabditida; Trichostrongylidae. The record is from the annotation of a GenBank genome assembly.
AUGCUAUCACACUACUACUAUCUACUACUAAGUUAUUCUUUUCCGCCUAACAUUCUUUCCUCUAGGUACAAAAUAGUGAGUCUGUUGGGAUCAGGUGGUUUUGGAGAUGUCUACAAAGUAAAGCAAAUGGGAACUGGACAAUUCUACGCGCUAAAAACAGAAGAUGUCGACAUCGAUUCGAGGUUGAAUAGGUUAAAGGUGGAAGCUACCGUACUCAGUGCAUGUGGUACUGCUCAAUACCGUAGGCACUUUUUGCGGUUGAUCGAUCGUGGUGUUACUCCGAAGUUCAAAUUCAUCGUGAUGCCUAUUGUUGGCUGGAGUUUGGACAAAAUUCGUCGUGAUGUACUGAAUGGAGCGCAGUUCUCGUCAGUACCCACUUCAUGUUCG